This is a messenger RNA of Dictyostelium discoideum AX4, 249 nucleotides long. RefSeq lists its product as hypothetical. Lineage: Eukaryota; Evosea; Eumycetozoa; Dictyosteliales; Dictyosteliaceae. The record is from RefSeq and is a predicted model, not a curated record. The coding region runs from base 1 to 249 and encodes 82 amino acids. The transcript has a single exon.
AUGGUAAUACACAUUGAAGGAUCAAAUUAUGUUCAAUCGGCUAUUCUACCACAUUAUAUACAAGCUACACAUAAAGAAGACUUACUUUUCGAUUUAGAUUUAAACUAUCUUUUCAAUCUUGGUAUAGUUACAUUUGAGAGAGUGCUCGGAUUGAUUGAAACAUUGAACCAACAAGAACAGCAACAACAAAAUAAUAUAGCAAUAGUAGUACAAAAACAACAGGAAACAACUUUCACAAUUUUAAAAUAA